Lepisosteus oculatus (spotted gar) is the source of this 1775-nucleotide messenger RNA. RefSeq names its product galactokinase 1 (gene galk1). Gene Ontology annotation, molecular function: galactokinase activity; ATP binding. The record is from RefSeq and is a predicted model, not a curated record. Gene Ontology annotation, cellular component: cytoplasm; cytosol. Lineage: Eukaryota; Metazoa; Chordata; Actinopteri; Semionotiformes; Lepisosteidae. Gene Ontology annotation, biological process: carbohydrate phosphorylation; galactose metabolic process.
AGCCGACGCUAGUUUUUUGAAGCAGACCUCUCAAAGCGAGGUCCUUGCUAAACAGUGACUCUCCCCUCCGCGGCCAAUGAAAUCUGCGGCUCACUGGAGGUGGGCGUGAAAAGUUGGAAACCAGGAACCAAGCAAAAGAGUCAGGUGCUGUCGUUAGAGACUUGGGCACGUUUUAUAAUUAAUAAAGCGAAACAUCUCCUUUUCAAAGAUUCAUGUAAAACGCCCAGUUUAAAGUCUGAAGACUCCGAGCUCUGCGGCGGCACGGCAGAGAUUGACACGGAGCCCACACACGGAGUCGGUGGCCGGGAGCAGUAGAGUCAGCGAUGGCCGGUGAAGUUUCAGGAGUGUCCACUGUCUUGGACGAAGCUCGUCGGGUGUACCGAGAGACGUUUGGGGGUCAGGAGCCGACUGUGGCAGCAUGCGCACCCGGGAGGGUCAAUCUCAUUGGCGAGCACACGGAUUACAACCAGGGAUUUGUGCUGCCGAUGGCUUUGCCCCUGGUAACCGUGAUGGUGGGUAGUCAGACCUCUGACCGCAGCGUUUCCAUAGUGACGGUAGCUGAGGGGGCCGAUGACCCGCAGCGGGUGGACUUUGAUUUAUCUAGUUCUAAUGCCCUGACCCCUGGACAGCCCAAAUGGGCCAACUAUGUCAAGGGAGUCUUCCAGCACUACAGAGCUGGGCCCCUGUGUGGAUUGAGAGCUGUGAUAGCCAGCAGUGUGCCACUGGGGGGUGGACUUUCCAGUUCAGCCUCUUUGGAAGUCGCUGUUUAUACAUUCCUCCAGCAGCUCUGCCCAGAUGAUGGCGAUGACGUUGCAAAGGCGCUGGCCUGUCAGAAGGCAGAACACACUCACGCUGGAAUGCCCUGUGGCAUCAUGGACCAGUUCAUCUCGGUACUGGGCAGGGAAGGACAUGCGCUCCUAAUCGACUGCAGGUCCCUAGAGGCCACUCUUGUGCCCCUCACAGACCCCAAACUGGUUGUCCUCGUCGCCAACUCCAACGUGCGCCACUCUCUGACGGGCAGCGAGUACCCCAGCCGCAGGCGGCAGUGCGAGGAGGCCGCCGCUGGCCUGGGAAAGAGCAGUCUGCGGGAGGCCACACUGGCAGACCUGGAGCGUGCCAAGGGUCGACUGGACGGGGAGACGUACCGGCGGGCACGCCACGUGAUCGAGGAGAUCGAGCGCACCGCCCAGGCGGCGGCAGCGCUGAGGAAGGGGGAGUACCGCGAGUUUGGGAGGCUGAUGGUAGAGAGUCACAAUUCUCUCAGGGACCAGUAUGAGGUCAGCUGCCCCGAGCUGGACCAGCUGGUUUCCGCGGCGAUGGAGGUGGAGGGGGUGUACGGCAGCAGGAUGACGGGCGGGGGGUUCGGGGGGUGCACCGUCACCCUGCUGGAGGCUUCGGCUGUGGACAGAGUCAUACAGCACCUAAAGGAGCGAUACACUGGAACACCGACCUUCUACAUUACCACACCAUCAGAGGGAGCACGAGUCCUGAGCCUGUGAAUGCAACCUGCCCUGCUGUGGCUGCCAAAGCAAUAAAUCAGCAUUUGUUUUAUUAUGGAACCAUUUCUUUUUUGCCUUCACUGAAAUGCCAUUACCUGUGGCACAAUAUUAUUUUUUCUCUAGUAAUUGUGAACAUGAAAACGGACAAUAGAUCUCUUUUUAUUAGCACAGAUACAAACUCCCAGUGCAGUGGCAAACAAUGUAUUAAAUAUGAUUCAAAUACAGGUGGUCCAUAGAUGUACAGUACUAAAAUAAAGCUAACAGGCUUGAAACAUC